UGCAGCGUCUUAUGCAAGCAAACAGGCAGCUAUGGAAGCAGUUACCCGGGCCCUUUUGCCGAGAGGUGAGCCCUCCAGCUCGUGAGCUCGGCUAGCUAUAGGACAUCACAAGGCAGCAUCAGAAAGCUAGGGACAGCGAGACCAACCCCGGCAAGACUCAGCGGGAGGCGUGCCAGACCGUUCAAGCGCUGAACACGAAGGGGUUGAUAGAGAUGGCGACCGAGGUGCUGCCUCCCUGCGCUGCACGUCACCCGGAGCUCGUGUCAUCGACUCACGAAAAGGUGGCUGAGCAGGUAGUGCUGAUUCAGACCACCUCAAGCGCGCCAUCGGAGCCAGAGCGCGGAGAGACUGCCGCUUCGGCCAGCACACGCGUCGGUGCACAGGCCGAGUACCUACUGAUUGUGCAGGCCCAAGCAAGCGAUGAAUGUGUCACCAGUCAGGAGCGCGGGGUCCCCGCAACAGUCUCGGAGGCGCCUUCCGCGCACGUCCCGUCAGCGCGACCUGCAGAGGCCGCUUCAACCGGUCGCUUUACGUCUGAUAUCAGGCAAAGUGGCGCUGCGCGGCCCAGCGCUGGUUCGCGGUCGAAGUCAACUUUGACGUCAGAGGGCGCAUCGUCGGAAGAUGGUGCGCCUCCCUCCUCGGCUGCUAGCGCGUCCACGUCGAAGCCGGACAUCACACUGAUGGCGUCCGCAGUCGCGGCGUCAAAGCUCGGCCUGGCCGACCAACUGGCCCAGGCGCUUUCUCAGUGCCCUGCUGUGGCGCACGCUGCUGACGGUGAGGACCGCACCUGCCUGCACUACGCCGCCGGGUACGGGCACGAGGAGUGCGUGAGCCUGCUGCUGGAGGGCGGCGGCGACACGCGCGCGCGCGACGCCAACGGCGACCUGCCCCUGCACUUCGCCGCCAUCCACGGCCACCCCAUGUGCGCCUUCAACAUCACCAAGGCCUGCCCUGCCGCCUGCCUGACGCGCAACUACCGUGGCCAGACGCCAGUGGAGGUGGCGGUGGCAUGCGAGCGCGGCGAGGUGCUGAACGCCAUGCUGCUAGCCUGCGCAGGCGACGGCAGCGGUGGCGUCACUGUGCAGGCCAUGCGUAAGCUGCUGGCUAGUGGCGCGGUGCCGGACACGUGGGCACCCAACGGCAGCAGCGCGCUGAUGCUGGCGGCAGCCGCCAACGGCACAGAGGCGCUGGCGGUGCUGCUGGAGGCGGGAGCCACAUUGGAGCUGCAGGAUGCGCUGGGCCGCAGCGCUCUGAUGUUCGCGGCCGGCAACUGCGCGGCCGACACGCUGUCAGCGCUGCUGGCCGCCGGCGCUGCCAUCAGCCAGCGUGACCGGCGCGGCCGCAAUGUGCUGGACUACGCGCCCGCAGCUAGCGAGGUCCGCCGCCUGCUGCAGGUCCGGCUGGAUGAGUUGGAGGCUGUGGCAAACAAGCUGCAGCAGGACCUGCUGGCCGAGCUGCUGGGGGGAGGCGGCAGCGGGGCCGGAGCAGCAGGCGGAGGUGGAGCAGGAGCAGGGCCGGCGGCGUCCGGCGGAGCGGCAGAGGGAGGCGCCGGCGCCAGCUGCGAAGGCAAGGCUGCUGGAGGCAAGAAGAAGAAGGCGGCGGCGAAGAAGGCGGCAGCAGCUGCGGCCGCGGCAGCAUCGGCCUCAGCUUCAGCGGCUGCGGCAACGCCUGCGGCAGCCGAGCCCGUUGCGGGCAAGGUGUCGGCGGAUGCAGGUGCCGCGGCAAGAAAGGCGAAAACGUCGGAGCCGGCGCCACCGCAGCCGCAGCAACAGCAGCAGCCUGCUGUGUCCAAGGCCGCACGGUCGAGUAAGCAGCAGCAGGCGGCGGCUAAUGCCGCUGCACCGGCGCCGGCUGCGGAGGCGGCCCACCAACUCGACGGGGACGACGCCUCCUGGCAGACCGUCUCUUCACACAAGUGCGCCGCCAAGUCGCGUCAGCAGCAGCAGCAGCAGGAUCAGCACGAGGCCACAGUGUCCACAGCCCCCUCCAGCAAGCCCUCCGGAUCGGGAGUCGCGGCUAGGCCGCCAGCGGGGCCGAAGGCUCCAGCACAGGUGCCGCACUCGUACCCCGCUGCGGCUUCUGGCCAGGUGCCUGCCGGCAGCCGCCCCGGCUCCGCAAGCUCGGCGACCUCGUCGCAGUCGGCGGCGCCGGCAGCGGCCGGCAAGGCUGCGGCUGCGGGUGCCGCCAAGAAACAGCCACUCCUGAUGGCGCCGGCUGUCGUGGACGUGGCGGGAGCUUGCUCCGCUGCGCCCACGGUGGCGUCUGGCGUCUGCCGCUUCAAGGCUGCACUGCUCGGCGCGUCGGACGUCCCUGCCGCCGCCGUUCUUGCCACGGCGGGUGAGCAGGCGGUACCUGCUGCUACUCCAUGCGCGAGCGCGUCCGUGGCGGCGGCCGUGCACCUGCUGGCGCCACCCAUCGCCACCUCCGCGGCCUCCGUGGCCUCCGCAGUGCACGCCGAGCGCAAGCCAGCCUGGGGCGGUGUUAAGGCCCCCGCUGCUGCUGCCGUCGCCGCCGUGAAUGUCGCCGCAAGCCCGCGCUCAUACCCGCCUCUUGCCGCAACGGUCACCGGCGUUUUGAGCUCGGGGCCUGAUGUGCCGUCGACGGCGCCGAUCGCAGGGGCCGCGGCCGCCGCACCGGUCGUGCCUGCGCCGCCGCCCCGUGCGCUUCCGCAGACGCCCGCAGCGCCGCCGCAGACGCCCGCCGCCGGUUUGCAGACGUCUGCAUUUGCGCCCGCGCCGCCUCCGGCGGCCUCCGGCGGCUCCAGUCACCACGCUGGCUGCGACACAGGCAGCACGGCGCCGCCCUCCGUCGCGUCCGUCGCCGAGUCCGAGGUUGGCAGCUCAACCGGCCACAGCACCUGCAGCCACCCGGGCCACGGCGCCUCUUCGCCUCGGUCCUUCGGCCACCACAUCCUGGCCCACGACUGGACCCGACCCAGUCCCGUGGACGUGCUGCUCCAGGCCGCUCUGGCAGCCUCCUCCACCUCCGCCGCCUCCGUGUCGCACGCGGCGCCCGGCGCGAUGGCGAUCGUGGUGGCUGACCCCCAGGCCCUCCGCCCGCCGCAGCCUGCGCACGCUCUGCAACCCCCGCACCCGCACCCCGGCUGCCACCACAGCAAGACCAACAGCGCGGCGAGCAGCGGCGCGCUCUCGUCCGGCUGUGGCUUCGACGCCGCCGUGGGCGGCAGCACCGCCGGCACGUUGACGCCUGGGUCCGUCGACGGGCUGGCUGUCCAGCAGGCGGUUGCUGCGCCCGCAGCCGCACCCGCGCCUGUCACCGCGGUGCCGGUGCCGACGGCGGCCAGCUUUGGCGUCGGGGCGCUGGGCGGGACCGAGGUGCCGCCGCCUCGCCGCUCCGGAUGCGGCGAGUACCCUUCCGGCAGCAGCCCCGGCGUCGGCGAUGGUUCCUUGCGGCGCCUGAGUCUCGGCAGCUCCUCCGCCGCCGUGCCGCUUGCAAUGGCGCCGCCGGCGCCGGCUACGGGCAAGGUGAUGGGGGUGCUGGCCAGCAGCUUGGGCGCCGCUGGUGCUACUGCUGUCGCCCACGGAGGCGGCGGAGGCGGCGGAGCUCAAGGCAGUAGCUCCAUGUCGGAGGUGGCACGGCUCAAGGCCGAGCAGGAGCUGCUGCAUCGGCGGCUGCGCAAGGCUGAGCAGCGGCACAGUCAGGAGCUAGCGGCGGCACUCAUGGACGCCGAGGCACACGAGACAGAGGCGGUGGAGCGGGCGCUUGCGCAGGAGCGGCUCAGGAUCACCGCCAACCUGCUCGCCAUCGGGCUGUGCCCCGAGGCCAUUCUGGCCGUCAUCACGCCGCCCGGCCACGGCCUCACCGCGCUGGAGGCCGCGCAGCUGGCCGCCACGUCGGCCACCGCUGCAGGCGGUGCCGCGGAGGCCGCACCCGCGACGGGGCCGGCCGCGGCUGCGGCGCCCGCGCCCGCGGCGGCCGCUGCGUGCAGUGCUGCAGCGGUUGAGAGCAGCCCGCCGCCGGCACCACCUGCGACGUCUGCAGCAGCGGCGGCCCCUGUGUCGGCGACACACGCCGGCCGCCGGGGCGGACGGGGCGCCGGGCGCGGCGGCGCUGGUGCCAGUGCGCCAAGCGCCGCUGGCACGGCUGCCAGUGCUGCCGCCUCGUCUGCGCCUGUGUCUGCGUUUGCCGACGCUGCGGCGGUAUCGCUGAAGAAGGGCAGGGAGGGCAAGGGCUCCAGCGACAGCGGCAAGGGAAGUACCUGCGGCGCCGACGAGGACGCUGCCGGCAGCCGCAGCCCCGCCGGCCGCGCCGGCUCCGGCGCCAGCAACGCCAGCAGCGUCCACAACUCCGCACCGCGCCGCACCGCCCCCGCCGCGUCCGGCUGCAACCUGCAGACCAGCGGCAGCGGCCUGCUGUCCCUGUGCUUCGCCUCGCUCGCGACCACCGCUCCCUCGCCCGCCAUCGCCAUCCCUUCCGGAGGCGCCGCCGCCGCCGGGACUGAGGAGGCACAGCCGCCGCUGUCGCUUGGCGGCGGCUGCACCGCUGCCGCCACCGCGGCACUGCUGAGCCGCAGCAACCCCGCCUCGGAGCGGCACGCCGCCAUGUCGGCCGCCAGCGCUGCUGCCGCCUCCGGCGCCGGCUUUGGCACCAGCGUCGGCGCCCACGCGGGCGCGCUGGGCAGCGGCGCGAGCGGCCUCGGCAUCAGCCUCGGCAGCCUCAGCGGCGCCGGCGGGAUGCUGGCAGUCAGCUUUGGCGCCAGCGGCUCCGCAGCCCAAGCGGGAGCGAGCGUGGCUCCUGGCGGCACCGUCAGCGCGUUCUCGGGCCUUGCUGGCACCAGCUUUGACUCGGGCGUCGUGGGCAGCCUGUGCGGCGGCCUGGGUCUCGGCCUGGGGCUGGGGCUGCUUUCUAUGCCGGGCGGCAUGUCUGAUGCUGAGGCGGGCGCAAGCGCUGCGGGUGGCAUGGGCGGCGCCGCGCGGCGCCGACAGGCGGAGCAGGAGCUGGAGGACGAAGACGGCUUCGACCUCCCAGCGUGCGGAGACAUCUCAGCGCUGCUGGCGAUGUCAGACGACGAAUCGUAAUUACCAGUUAGCCAACUAGGCAAGCGCUGCAAGGACGUCGCAUUGGACGGCUGUCAGUGAAGCAAAACGUGCAGCGGUCGGAGCAGGAAAAGGUGGCAUAAGAAGAGCGUGGGAGAGGCGGCGGCAUUACGCGUGUACACUGUGCGUUAGAUUGUCUGUACAACAGGAGAAGAGAACUUCUGAUAUGUUGCGUGGGGGUUGGCCUUUCACUGUGGGUCCUAGCAGCGUUUGUGCGUGGGCGGCUUAGUUCUGGGUACUGGGUUUCGCUAAGGUGUGUUUGGAUAUCAGUUUGGUCGGGCGCAGCAUGGCUUGGCGUGGGCCUCUGUGUAGGUCAACCUCUACGGCAGCGUUCGUCGAGCAGGCAGGUUCCUGGGACUAAUACUCUUCGCAUGCCAUUCAUUUCGCGGCGGCGGGCACUGCAGGAGAGGUCUUGUGCGCCCCGCAGCGGGCUACGGCAGGGAGUGGGGGUCGGGGGUGCGGUGCGGCGCAUGGCGAUCGGAUACAGAUACGGCCGCACAACGGACAAGGGCCGGUAGGACAGAGGGAGUGCCGCGGGGAUGGCUGCUUUCUCCCCUGCAACAAGGGCGCGGCAUGGUAGAAGAAUCUCGAGCACAGUUUUCGAGGCGGUGCCAAGCUGCAUGGGAUAUCGUUGCACUUGGCAAGUAAGUAUACAUAGUUCUGAUAGGCGCGCAUGCCUUACAUAGGCGCGCAUGCCUUACAUAGGCCUUAAUUGCAACGCGGCGCCCAAUCAGGUUGCCGGCUUGUCGGAGGCGGCAUAACAGGCCAAUGGUGCGGGAAGCACGAGCGCGGCACCUGAGGAACAGUGGCGUUAUCCACGCCUUGGCGUAGGCGUGUGUGCGUGUGUUAAAGAGCACAAGGAAAAUAAACGCAAAAUGUGUGCGUGUGUGUAUGUUGGUAGCGGCGAAUGGAGCUGUUGGAACAACGUGUGUUGCAGCCGUGUGGGCGGUGGGCGCGCAGGCAGAGGCAAUGUCAAGUACUGAAGCCAGCAAAGAAGAGGGGUUGGAAGAGGUGCAUACUAUGCACAAAGAAGAUCAGUCAUUGCUACGGCGCCAGGGCGCGGGAGGAGAAGGGCGCACACGCGAAGCCGCAUGUCGGGUCCACCGGGCCGCUGUGGAGCGGCUCCACCCUCUUCAUCCUUGUAUGCAUUCCACUCGCAUCCAAUUCGGGGACACGCGCAGAGCUGCGCGUGUGUGGCAGUGUGUACUUGUACGGGGGGCGGAGUGCAGUGCUGUGAUUGAGUCAAAAGGUUUUUGUUUGUCAUGUCGGUAUCGUGUACGUCGUAUCGGUGCCGAGCGGUGAGCAGGCCGGAAGCCGGCUACUAUCACAGAAAUGCCAGGGAGAGGAGUGUGGCGGGAAGCCGGAUGCCUGCUGCUCGGCAAAGUGCAGGUUUUGGUACAAAGUAAAAGUGCGUGAUCGGCCCGUGCAAUGGAGGCGGGAGAUAGCGGAGUGUAAUGCGUGAUGUUUGAUGUACUCUGACGGUUGUGGUUGGGUCACAGCUUUUGUUGGAUCAUGUCGUACGGUUGAUUUUCUCGUGGUUGAGUAUCAGGGCGAGGCAGCAGCAGCUUUAGCGCCCCCGAGCUCGCAUGUCCUAAACGAUACGCUAUUUAAGUUUGUCGGGAACAACGUUAGUCUGCUGGCUUAGUCUGCUGGCUUAGCGACUUUCGUACUACGCGGGUGUUGUGUGGGCUCAUUCCGGAGCCCCACCUGCGCAGUGGCAGGCUGCAUGAGCACUCUCAGUUUUGUCUGGCGCGCGAAGCGUCGUGGCAGUGCAGAAGCGUGGAUUCGCGGUGCCGCCAGUAUGGCUGGUGUAGUCAUUAUAUCUUGCAAGACCGGGUGCGUUGUUGGGCAGAUCAUGCGGUGAUGCGGCAGCGCGAUUGUGAUUGUCGGUAUAGCGGGAGUCUGAGUUGACUCGGUCACACGGAUGUGAAGAUGGGCAUGGCGGGCGGCCGUUUUGGGGCCGGGGGCGCGAUGACACGCUGACAGCACGCCACGCAAGCCAUGCAGCGGUGUGUGGCGUGACGGUGUGUUGCUCGCGGUGUCCCCCGUGCCAGUGCUGCCGCCGCGCCCGGAGCACCUGGAGCCAGCUGGUGCCAUCCGGGGUGAGGGCUGCCAGGCGCCAUGCGAAAGGCAGGCGUGCGCACUUGUGGUGUGUGAGGCUGUGUGAGGUGCCGUGGUAGUCAAGGUGGUAGUAGGAGCGCACGUCGGCGGGGAGUUCUGUGUAACACAAAACACCA
Molecule: messenger RNA, 7294 nt
Organism: Chlamydomonas reinhardtii
Lineage: Eukaryota; Viridiplantae; Chlorophyta; Chlorophyceae; Chlamydomonadales; Chlamydomonadaceae
Exons: 9
Coding region: 213-5039 (1608 amino acids)
Cellular component (GO): cytoplasm; nucleus
Molecular function (GO): protein binding
Source: RefSeq, a predicted model, not a curated record